This is a messenger RNA of Dermatophagoides pteronyssinus (European house dust mite), 2319 nucleotides long. RefSeq names its product mitochondrial potassium channel ATP-binding subunit-like. Gene Ontology annotation, molecular function: ATP hydrolysis activity; ATP binding; ABC-type oligopeptide transporter activity. Lineage: Eukaryota; Metazoa; Arthropoda; Arachnida; Sarcoptiformes; Pyroglyphidae. The record is from RefSeq and is a predicted model, not a curated record. Gene Ontology annotation, biological process: oligopeptide export from mitochondrion. Gene Ontology annotation, cellular component: mitochondrial inner membrane.
AAACGCAGAAUAUCCAGGGAUAUAAAUCCAUGUGUAAUAUUUGUUUUUGUUUUGGAUCUCGAUUUUCUUUAUCUUAUAAAUUUAUUCAUUUGAAAUGAUUACAACUAAAAUUCUUAGAAUAAAUCGUUUCAUAUUGAAUAGGCCAUUGAUUCAUUGGUAUUCAUCAUUGACAAAAAUCGGAACCAAACGGCCACCAAUUAAACAUAUCAUCAAAAAAAAUGGAUUGACAUUAAUGUGUGGUGGUAUUACAACCACUGGAUUUCUUUAUUUAGCCAUUGAUAGCUUUCGAUGGAAAGCAAUUUGUCAAAGUUUUGAGCAGGAUAGCAUUAAUCGAAUCUUUGAUGAAUCAGAAAAUCAUUCCAAAAAUCGAGACCAUAAUCAACGAAUAUCGAUUUGGUCAAAAUUAUAUGAAUUCCUCAAACCAGAUAUUUUUUGGUUUCUUUUUUCGAUUCCGUGCGCUUUGAUGUCGGCGUAUUAUAAUAUUCAAAUUAAUCUUGAAUUGGGAAACCUGAUGAACGUCAUUCAAGAAACAUUAAAAUCGGGAACACUUACAAAAUCUUCGGAAGAUUUUAUUAAAGAAUUUAUUGAAUUGGUCAAAGAACCGGCAAAGAAUUUGUUAUUAGAUUAUCUAUCACAAUCAAUUUUUUCUUGUCUUUAUCUUUAUUCAUUGUUUGUUAUGGCCGAACGAACUGCUAAUCGAAUAAGAUUCGAUUUAUUUUCCAAAUUUUUAAGCUUCGAGAUUAAAUUUUAUGAUCUCAAUAAUAGUGGCAAUGUUCUUAGUGCUAUAUCGAACGAUGUGCUUGAAUUUAAAAGUUCAUUCAAACAAAUGAUUUCGUUGAGUAUCAAGAAUAUGGCUCAAGUUUUAGGUUGUGUUUAUACAUUGUUUAAAAUAUCUCCUGAAAUGACCAUUUUGAUUAAUGUCGUUGUUUUGCCUACAAUGGUUGUCGUUGGUACACAAAUUGGAUCACGAUUACGAAAACUUUCACAUCGAUUGCAUAAUCAGAUUGCAAAUAUUACGAAUGUAGCAUUUGAAUCAAUGAACAAUAUUCGAACGGUUAAAAUGUUGAGCAUUGAACAAAUUCUUGAAAAUAAAUUUCUCGAUGAACUACUCAAAUUUGAUCAUUUGAAUCAAAAAUUUUCUUUAGGUUUUUCAAUAUUUCAAGGCUUAACAAAUUUAUCAAUAAAUGGUAUUGUUAUGGUUACAUUACUUUUUGGUGGCUAUAAUCUUCUUGACGGCAAAAUGACCGCUGGUAAUCUGAUGGCCUUUUUGGCCACUACACAAACUGUUCAACGUUCUCUAUUUCAAUUGUCCAUGCUAUAUGGACAUUAUAUAAAAACAACAUCAGCAUUACAGAAAAUAUGCUUCUAUCUGGCCAUUCCUUCUCCUGAUAUUGGUGGACAAAUAUUGCCAAAUGUUACGGGUGAUAUCCAAUUCACAAAUGUUACAUUCAAAUACCCGAAACGACCAGAAUAUAUUGUUUUAAAGAAAUUAAAUCUUAAACUAGAUGCUGGAAAAAUUACUGCAUUAUGUGGUUCAUCGGGUAGUGGAAAAUCUACCAUAGCUAUGCUGGUCGAAUCGCUAUAUGAUAUUGAAUCCGGAUCAAUCACGUUAGAUGGGAUUAACAUGAAAGAUUUGGAUAAAAAAUGGUUGCGAAAAGAUCUGAUUGGAUACAUUUCUCAGGAACCAGUGCUGUUCUGUACAUCAAUCAAAGAGAAUAUUUUGUUUGGUAAUCCAAAUGCUACUGAUGAUGAGGUGAUUGCUGCGGCUAAAAUUGCUAAUGCACAUGAUUUCAUAAUGGAAUUUCCAAAUGAAUAUGAUACGAUUGUAGGUCAACAAGGUACAGCAUUAUCGGGAGGUCAAAGACAACGUAUUGCCAUUGCAAGAGCGAUAAUUAAAAAUCCAAAAAUAUUGAUACUAGAUGAAGCUACAAGUGCGUUGGAUUCGGAAUCCGAAUUAUUAGUUAAAGAAGCAUUGGAUAAUGUAAUGAAAGAUCGUACUGUAUUGGUCAUUGCACAUCGUUUAAGCACGAUUGAACAUUGUGAUCAUAUUGUUGUACUAGAAUCCGGACGAAUCGUCGAACAAGGGACACAUGAACAACUUUUACAGAAUCGUGCCAAAUAUUUUCAAUUAAUUAAUCGAGCUAAAAAGAAAAACAUUGAUAAACGAAUACGAAUAAUUAUUGACGAUUUUUUGAUUGAUGAUUUAUUAGAUGAAUGAUUCCUAUUUGAUUAUACAAAUUUUGCAAUGCAUUAUUUUUUUCUAUACAAUAGUUGAGCAAUAUCUACAAAUCGGAUUUGUAACAAAAAGUUUAUUCCGUU